Molecule: messenger RNA, 973 nt
Organism: Octopus bimaculoides (California two-spot octopus)
Lineage: Eukaryota; Metazoa; Mollusca; Cephalopoda; Octopoda; Octopodidae
Product: zinc finger CCHC domain-containing protein 17
Biological process (GO): RNA stabilization
Molecular function (GO): RNA binding; zinc ion binding
Source: RefSeq, a predicted model, not a curated record
UCUUCUUAGUUUAAAACAAGUUUUAACCUGCUUCUGGUAAGAAUUCGUUGAUUUGUCACGUUGGUUUGUUUAUCCAUUUACAACCUGAAAGUCAUGUCGAAACGCAGAAGUUUCGACCGUGAUUCUGCUGAAGCUUCAUCAUCAAAACGUUACAGAAGAGACGAUGAAGAGCCACCGAAAAUAAAUACAAUAUUCCGCGGAGAAGUUGCCAGUGUUACAAAUUAUGGAGUAUUCAUCCAGUUACCUGGAUACAGAAAGCAAGGUUUGGUCCAUAAAUCCCAAAUGUCCAACUCUCAUGUGGAUGAUCCUUCUGAAGUGCUUAGUGUUCGAGAGAGAGUAUACUGUAAAGUCAUUGCAAUCACAGAUGAAGGUAAAAUUAGUCUUUCAAUGAAAUGUGUGGAUCAAACCAGUGGAAAAGAUAUGGAUCCAAACAAUAUACAAGUGAGUAUCGAUCAGCGGAAACAAAAGAAGGGUUUCAAGCGAGAGAUUCAGAAAAUCGAACUUGGUGCAGUCUAUGAUACAACAUGUAAAAAAUGUGGUGCAUAUGGUCAUUUUUCCAAAGACUGUUUCAGUGUGAAUGGCAAAUCUUACAGUCUUGUUCCAGAGACAGAUGAAGGCAAACAUGUUUCAGAAAAAUCUCACCUAUCACAUGAAGAAAAGAAACUUAGAAAGAAGGAGAAAAAAGCCAAAAAGGCACACAAAAAGAAGAAAAAGAAACACAAGAAAGAAUCCAAGAGUUCUUCAGAUAAACACAAGAAAUCCAAGCACAAGAAAAAGAAGAAGCAUCACCACCAUAAAUCCAGCAGUGGCAGCAGCAAUGAUUCCUCAUCUUCCUCUUCAUAUUCUCCAUAAAUUUUGUGGGGUGAAAUGUCACAGAAGAAUCCUCUAACAAAAGAAUUAACCCCAAAUUUUAUCUCUCCCUAUUUGUGUGGUGUGUGUAUAAAUAUUUAUAUCUAUAUCUGCAUAUAUAUAU